AUGACGGAUGAUCAAGACCUUUCUGAGGUUGAGAUGAGUCCUGUGGGUUCUGAAGACCACCACUGCCUUUCACCAGGACCUUCCGUGGCAUCGGAUGCCAACGCUCACCUUUCCAACUCCAGCAGCGGUGAGAUGGGGAAGGUGAAAAAGGAGCAGCAGGAUUCGGAACCGGACGACGAUAAGUUCCCAGUGUGCAUCCGGGAGGCAGUGAGCCAGGUACUGAGCGGCUACGACUGGACCCUGGUGCCCAUGCCUGUGCGGGUCAAUGGAAGCAGCAAGAGCAAGCCCCAUGUCAAGCGGCCUAUGAAUGCCUUCAUGGUGUGGGCGCAAGCUGCCCGGAGGAAGCUGGCAGACCAGUAUCCUCACCUCCACAAUGCAGAGCUUAGUAAGACCCUUGGGAAGCUCUGGAGAUUGUUGAAUGAAAGUGACAAGCGGCCUUUCAUAGAAGAAGCUGAGCGGCUGCGGAUGCAGCACAAGAAAGACCAUCCUGAUUACAAGUACCAGCCCCGUCGGCGGAAAAAUGGCAAGGCUGCCCAGGGUGAAAACGAUGGCCAAGCCGAUGGGGAAGCUGGUGGAGCUGCUGCAAUCCAGGCUCAUUAUAAGAAUGCCCAUUUGGACCAUAGGCAUGCUGGGGAAGGAUCACCCCUGUCUGAUGGACACCCAGAACACUCCUCAGGACAGAGUCAUGGACCUCCCACCCCACCAACCACUCCAAAAACAGAACUGCAGUCGGGUAAGACCGACUCCAAGCGGGAGGGUCGUUCCCUUGGGGAAGGAGGAAAGCCUCACAUCGACUUCGGCAAUGUGGAUAUUGGUGAGAUCAGCCACGAAGUGAUGUCCAACAUGGAGCCCUUUGAUGUUAACGAGUUUGACCAGUAUCUGCCACCAAACGGGCAUGCUGCUCACCCAGGCCAUGUCGGUGGCUAUGCCGCAGCUGCUGGUUAUGGCCUUGGGAGUGCCCUGGCUGCAGCCAGUGGACACUCUGCCUGGAUCUCCAAACAGCAUGGGGUUUCCUUGUCUGCUGCCACAUCCUCCGUGGUAGACUCCAAGGCUCAAGUCAAAACGGAGGGCUCAGCUCCAGGGGGCCAUUAUACUGACCAGCCCUCUACUUCCCAGAUAGCAUAUACAUCCCUUAGUCUGCCCCACUAUGGCUCGGCCUUUCCCUCUAUAUCCAGGCCCCAAUUUGACUACCCUGACCACCAGCCCUCAGGACCCUACUACAGCCACUCCAGCCAGGCUUCUGGCCUCUAUUCAGCCUUUUCAUAUAUGGGUCCUUCCCAACGGCCCUUAUACACUGCCAUCUCUGACCCGGCACCCUCAGUGCCACAGUCUCAUAGUCCCACACACUGGGAACAGCCUGUGUAUACGACCCUUUCGAGACCCUAGGGAAUGGGGAGCAGUGUCCAAAGCAGCAGCGGAAAGGCUCCGAAGAAUCAGCCCCAGAAGACGAGCCUCCGAGUCCCGAGGUCAUUUGGUGUAAUCCAGUCGCCAGAACCCAACGAAUAUCCGGGCGUGUCUAUCAUGACCGCAGUUAUCGAUGGCUCACCUGGCUGGAGGAAGGUUCCCACCCACACCCCAUACUCCCAGUCCCUGAUUGGCUUCCAAGAUCCCAUAGGCCUUCUAGAUGAGGAUGAUUCUAGGCAUGGAGCAACUAGUCGUGGUGGGUUUAUGUCGGGCAGAUCGAAGGUUUAAAAAUAACAACAACAAUAGCAUUGAAAGAUAAUCCUCUUCCUUCUCAUCCCUUCCCUCAAACUGUCGAGACCAUUUGUCUGACAGUUGAGAAAGAAACCAAUGGCCAUUAGUUUGCCACUUGCUGUGGGUGAAGCCUGGCUAGUUGGACUCUCUGAUGGAUAUGUUACAGGAGGAGAAGGAGGGUGGUACAGCUGAUGUGGACAGUGUUCUCGGACAUUCCUGCUUCAGAGUUGUACAUGCAUGAAAUUUUGUUCCCCAUUGGAAGACCAACCUAAGCUUGCUUUUACUAUUGAUAUUUGUCAUCUGCAUUCCACUAUCCUUUAUCUAUUCCAUCGCCUCUCUGCUGCCUGGCUCUCUUAAGACUUAACUACACAGUACAUUGGACUCAGGAACUGCGUUAUAUGCUCUGGCCGCCUUUGCAUCACAACAUGUAAAUGUGCGUGUACAUGUUGGUCCCUCGGACCAUAAAGGGCAAAGGGGACUGAUUCCUACUUUGUUGUUAUGAACAUUUUGUAUUAUUAGUUUGUUUCCACUCUCUGUGGUUUCCUUCUAAACUCCUGCAGCUACCUUUCUAAUACUCCAGAAAAUACCCUGCCAAAGCCAAUGCAUUUGCUUGCUUAUGAGUGUGCUUGUGUAUAUGAGUAUGUGCAUGUGUGUGUGUGUAGAAGGGGUGAAGGAAGACAGAAAGAACCUAGAAACCAAGAACAGUCAGUGUUGUCCUCCAGCUUCAAUGAUGGGGAACAACUGGACUCUCCUACGUUGCAUCAUUCUUCAUCAUUGAGUAUGCUGACUCGGCCUGAUGGAAGAUGCAGUCUGACAACCAGAGACAUCCCCCACCUCUUUCCUCACUGCUUAAAUUCAGAACAAACUGUGUCAUGAGAACUUCCAUGUGACCAAGAUACAUUGAUGCCUGAGUCAGAAAUUUAGAAAAGUACAUGCAGUAACAGUUAAAAAAUUCCAAUUAACAACAUUAUUUAUUUACUGCAUUUUACCCUGCUCUAUCUCCACCCUGAAGGAGGCUCAGAGCGGCAAACAUUAGUCAUUUGCUGCCCUUAAAAGUUCCCCAUAAUGUAGUGUGAGACAGGCUGCCUAACAGCGGGACCGGCCAUGCUCCUGUGUUUAUAAUUUUUAUUAUAAAUUCUAAAUUUGCCAUAACAAAAACACUUUUGGUCCUCAUGCUGUGCUUAGUGGGUAUCAAAAAGAAAGUUAGUGCAAAAUUUGGAAGAAAUCUGCAUUCACUUUUCAGCUUUCAUAUGGAGGCAACCAACACAGCUAAAGUGUGCCUUCAUCUUUUCCAUAGGCCUGUGUGAAGCUUUGCAGGCCCAUCCCACAAACAUUAUCCCCAGUCAGUGAGUGAACAUGACACUUGGAUGACUGAGAACAUGAUGGAUGAAUCCAUCAGAAGGAGAACAGAUGACAUGUCGGAACGGACACUGCUGGACACAGGACACAUUGCAGUACAUGCUGUUCUUCCCAACCCCUUCAGACUGAGAUGGUUGAGGCUAACCUGCCCAAAGUUAUGAACUUUAUAUAUGCUUGCCUCCUUUUUCAGCUAUGGAUGAUUGUCUGUUUUCCAUAGUAUUUGAAAAGAACAUGUAGUGUGCCUGUAUUCCUUGUAUGCAUGUAAUCUAUUAACCGUUCUGCAUCCUUAUUUAUGCAAGUAGCACAUCCUUCCCUAUUCCCAGCACUACCGCCCUUUGUUGUCCUAGCACCAUUAACUUUGCAUUAAAUGUAUGGAAUAAUAAACUUGAAAAGGUUCA
Molecule: messenger RNA, 3452 nt
Organism: Anolis carolinensis (green anole)
Lineage: Eukaryota; Metazoa; Chordata; Lepidosauria; Squamata; Anolidae
Gene: sox10
Product: SRY-box transcription factor 10
Exons: 3
Coding region: 1-1386 (461 amino acids)
Biological process (GO): peripheral nervous system development; neural crest cell migration; morphogenesis of an epithelium
Cellular component (GO): nucleus
Molecular function (GO): RNA polymerase II cis-regulatory region sequence-specific DNA binding; DNA-binding transcription factor activity, RNA polymerase II-specific
Source: RefSeq, a predicted model, not a curated record